UUUGUAAUAACUGAGCAACAUUUUACAAAAAUAAUUAAUUCAUGGCAUUUUAUUGGGGUACUAUGCGACUUACAAUUUUUCUUAUAUUCUUAAUUUUGUUUGACAUUUUGAAAAUAUUAUGCCGAACUCUUUUGUCUGGAUUUUUGAAAACACAGCUAGCAUGUAUUGAAUCCUUUUCUUUUUUUCUUUUAACACUUCCCUCAAAAACUAACAAAAGCACCAAAAACAAAAGAUUUCUUGUUUAAGCGCAGAGAAAUGAAACAUCCUGUUUGUUUGGAAUCCAAAUGACGGUUGCCUCACUCUUACCUAAUUAGGAGAGCCUGCUUAAUGAGGAAAAUUCUUUUCAAAGUCAAUGGGUUUGCAAACACAAACAUAGCUGUCCCCCCAGAAUGAAAUAAGCACAUUCCUCACAUGCAUAUUUUAGUUACACACUCUAAUUAAUAUUACUACUUAAAAUGUGUGGAAUUCAUCUGUUACAGUAUAAAAACACCAGGAGUUCCCUUCUCACAGGCUCAUAGACACCAGGCUGAACAUACUAACUCAAUUUUGGAUUUAGACAAAAUGGAAAUUAUUUCAUCAAAACAAUUCAUUUUGUUGAUUUUAGCCACUUCAAGCUUACUAACAUCAAACAUCUUUUGUUCAGAUGAAUUAAUGAUGCCCCGUUUUCACAGCAAAGAAAAUGAUGACAAAUAUUCCCAGCCUAGAGGAAUCCCAGAAGGGGAAAAGGAAAGAAGUGUCAGUUUUCAAGAACUAAAAGAUUGGGGGGCAAAGAAUGUUAUUAAGAUGAGUCCAGCCCCUGCCAACAAAGUGCCCCACUCAGCAGCCAACCUGCCCCUGAGAUUUGGGAGGACCACAGAAGAAAGAAGUCCCAGAGCAUGGGCCAACAUGGAGGCAGGGACCCUGAGCCAUGUUCCCAGCCUACCCCAAAGGUUUGGGAGAACAACAGCCAGAAGCAUCCCCAAGACACUGAGUCAUUUGCUAGAGAGAUCCUUGCACUCACUGGGCGCCAGUGAGCUGCUCUACGCCAUGACUUGCCAGCAUCAAGAAAUCCAGAGUCAUGGAGGGAAGCAACCAAGGUAAGUGUAGGAAAGCUGGUCAGCUGCACAGUCAGAGAUGUAUGUGUAUCCCAUACUGUCAAAAGGGACUGCUAAGAAAGCUAGCUUCUCAGAAGGACAAGGACAACAUCCCAAGGAAAUGAACACCUGUACAUCCUGAGCUCUUCAAGGACAGGUGUCAUAAUGCCAAGCCACAUGUGACCAUCAGGCUGACAAUUCUGUAAGCCAUACACUAGGUCCAUGCAAUGACAAGCUUGCAGAUUUAAGUUAUGACCUAUUGUUCAAUCUUCCAUCUCUCAAAAAUGAAAGUCCCAUGUGAGAGAAUUGUUUCCCAAUCCAGAAGACACCACCAUCUCAAUCAGAUGGCAAAUGCAGGAAUUUUUUCCCCCAAUAACAUUCUUUGGGAUGGUGUGGGAGAUGGAAUUCGGGCCUUAUGCAUGCUAGGCAGGUGCUCUGCCACAGAGCUACCACCAUUCUUGUCCAAUUUUUUCAUCAAACUUUUCUUCAUUUUCUGCAUCUUGUUUUAUACAUGAAUCCUCCUACAACCAUUCUUUGUAUUAAUUAACAAACAUUUGUUAUCCACCACACAUAAAUUAGAGUGCCAGGUACUAUAUAAGAUUAGAAAGUGUUAUUUCUAAUAGAAACUAUA
Messenger RNA from Peromyscus californicus insignis, 1704 nucleotides. It is a transcript of the gene Npvf, whose product is annotated as neuropeptide VF precursor. The transcript has 2 exons. Bases 562 to 1080 code for a protein of 172 amino acids. NCBI's taxonomy places the organism in Eukaryota, Metazoa, Chordata, Mammalia, Rodentia, Cricetidae. Gene Ontology annotation, molecular function: signaling receptor binding. Gene Ontology annotation, biological process: neuropeptide signaling pathway; negative regulation of gonadotropin secretion. The record is from RefSeq and is a predicted model, not a curated record.